Messenger RNA from Dermacentor andersoni, 2101 nucleotides. Its product is annotated as nose resistant to fluoxetine protein 6-like. Gene Ontology annotation, molecular function: acyltransferase activity, transferring groups other than amino-acyl groups. NCBI's taxonomy places the organism in Eukaryota, Metazoa, Arthropoda, Arachnida, Ixodida, Ixodidae. The record is from RefSeq and is a predicted model, not a curated record.
GUGACUAACACAUUAGAUAAUUUCUUGUCAUUGGACGAAGAUAGCAACAAUAAAUGUUACCUAGAUAACUUCGGGCAAAGAGCCGAGGAUGAACGCCAGAUGGCAAGGUGCCGAAUAGGCCACAAACAGCAGUUUUGGAUCCCGCAACCUCCUACUUAGCAGCACAAAACCAUAGCCGCACGGGUGCACUUGAAGUGUUCUGCUAUUGUGUACACACUUGUUCAAAUUUUCUCAAUAAAGAAGCACGCACAAAUGUGGUGUUUCUACGUCUGAUCCACCCAGAAGGGUGCAAUUUUCCUUAUUGUGCAUGGCUGCAUAAUAAAGUUAUAAAAAAGCUAUAUUUGUCAAAAAAAAAAAAAUUCAGGUGGCAUGUGCCAGAACCGUGAAACAGUGACAAAGUAUAUUCUAAAAUAUAUGUGAUUUUAUAUUUGCAGUAUAAUUGCAGCGAUUAUACUUUUUGCUGUUAUUACCGGAACGCUUGUUGACCACUUCGUGGAAGAACAAUCUGAGUGGAGAAAAGGGCUUGGUGUCCUGUUUCAAGUCGUCGUGGCCUUCUCGGCGAAAUCCAACACGCGCAUGUUGCUUAAUGUGGACGACAAAGAUCAAGUUGACCAGCAGUCUCUGCAAUUCUUCCACGGCCUUCGACUUUUCUGCAAUAUGCACGUUGUGCUCGGACACGCCUUCAUGAUUACUUCGGACAACUUUUCAGGAAUGCUGAACAUGUUCACUGCCACAUCAGAGUGGCGAGCAAUGUUCAUAGCCACAGCAUUCAACACCAUUGACACAUUCUUGUUUAUGAGCGGAUUUUUGCUAUGCUAUACUCUAAAGAAGUACGACAGAAGCAGGCCUGCCGUGUUCAUCAUUGCCAUUCUUAAAAGGCUCAUCAGGAUUUGCGUCCCACUUUUCUUCACUAUGAUGUGGUUCUACCUGCUGCCUGGUUUCGUCACCGGACCGGACACCGAGGCGUUUUUUCAGAAAUUUUAUGCCGAGAUGGCAGAACACUGGUGGCAUUUCAUUGUCCACAUAAAAAAUUUAUUCGAACUGACCGUUCAUGACAAAUUAAUCCAUACGUGGUUCUUAUCGGUGGACUUCCAACUCUUCCUGGUCUCGCUUGUGACAUUGCUGAUUUUCAGAGGACGGAAGCAUGCGGCUCUGGCAGCUUUAGCCAUGCUUUCUCUCCUAAGCUGUGCCAUCGCAACAUGGACCGUGGCCAGACUGAAUCUGUCACCAUUCGUUAUUUUUCCCUCCCCGAAUUUCUCGCGAAUGAUGAGCACGGUUAAUGCAUACUACGUCCGACCUUUUUAUCACGCUGUAUGCUACUUUAGUGGCUGUAUGACGUGUCUCAUCGUAGCUGACUUCGCGGAACGCAAGAUUUCCAAGACUCUUCAGCAGGCUGGCUGGUGUGCAUCUGUUUGUUGUGGGCUCUUCUGCGUUUAUGUGAAGUUUAUCUGGUACUCGAGCGACAAUCCCACGUCGGAAGGCACGGAUCUGUUUCUGGCAUUCUUCGACAGGAUACUGUGGUCUUUCUUUCUCGCCUGGACCAUAUUAAUGUGUGCUACGGGCCGAGGAGGAACUCUGAACAAGUUCUUGUGCUGGAAAGCAUUUGUCCCAUUGAGCAGGCUUUCAUACGGCGUGUACCUCAUCCAUUGGCUGUUUCUCGAACUCAUGCUGCACUCAUCCAGAGAACGAGUCUACUGGUCGGCAUUUAAUCAGUUGACGCUCUCCUUUGCCGUACUCGUCUGGUGUUUCCUGCUGUCAUUCGUGGUCUUCAUCGCAUGCGAGGCGCCGACCGGAGCGCUCGAGAAGCUGCUUUUCAGGAGGUGGAUUGAAGAUGGCGGUGCCCGGAAGCAAGAACAUCAAGAGUAGCUCGGAGGUGGUGACGUGAAAAAAAAAAAAAAAAAAGAACAGUGCUUGAUCAACGCUAUAAAAUUUCGCUAUGCUAGCCAACCAGCGGCCACUGGCCUUGACAUACAAAGUGCACCGGUACUUGCAAGAAGACCAACGGUACUUCCAAGAAGUACGUGUCACCAAAUUCUUGGAAUAUGAAUAGAAAUAAAGGCUAACAAGACAAAUCGUUGCCUUUUGUAAAUUUACUAUUCCC